AUGGCCGACGAGGACGCCAAGGGCAAUAAGAGGUCCCAUGAGGACUUUGCUGCUCAAGACGAUGACAGCUCUUCCGACGACGACAUGGGCCCUCAGCUUCCCUCAGAAGCCCCGAAGAAGAAGCGCCGAGUCCUUCCCUACGAAAAAUUAUACGUUUCUGCCCUUCCCAAAUCGACCCGGUAUUCGAAGUCCUUGAUGCACAAGGAGCAACUAGCCUUCGUGACCGUCACGCCACUCACGGACUUCAUCAUCACAUCUUCCAUCGACGGCGUCGUCAAGUUUUGGAAGAAGGUGGCUCAGGGAAUCGAAUUUGUGAAGGAAUUUAAGGCGCACACCGACGAGAUCAAGUCAGUCUCCGUUAGUCAAGAUGGAAGGAGCUUCGCGACCGCUGGUGCAGACGAGACUGUCAAGAUCUUCGACGUCAUCACCUUCGACCUCCUGGCCAUGCUCAAGCUGAACUUCGUGCCCCGGUGCGUAUGUUGGGUUCACAACAGGGGAGCAUCUCUUCCUUUGCUUUCGGUUUCUGAGGACACCAACUCCAACAUACACGUUUACGACGGGCGAGGCGAGAGGCAAGACCCUAUACACACCAUCAAGUCGUUGCAUAGGAGCCCAGUGUCCAUCAUGGUCUUCAACGGCGUAUAUGACUGCGUGUUGUCUGCGGAUGACAAGGGUAUGCUGGAGUACUGGCGGCCCAGUGGUGACUAUGAGAAGCCGGAUAACGUCUUCGAGUUUAAGGCUUCCACAAACCUGUUCGAGUUCAAAAAAGCAAAGUCGGUUCCGACGUCAAUUACUAUUUCACCCACCGGCAAGCAGUUUGCAACCUUCUCCCAGCCAGACAGGAAGAUCCGAAUUUUCGACUUUGCAUCAGGCAAGCUAUACCGAACGUACGACGAGUCGCUUCAGGUCAUCGAGGAGAUGCAACAAGCGGGAUCGGCCCUCCAGAAAUUGGAAACCGUCGAAUUCGGCCGUCGAUUUGCCGUCGAAAGAGAGAUUGACUCAGCAGCAUACAAGAGCAAGGCGAACGUCAUCUUCGACGAAUCUGGCAACUUCAUCAUCUACGGCUCAAUAGCCGGCAUCAAAGUGCUCAACGCCUAUACCAACCAAAUCGUCAAGGUAUACGGCAAGGAGGAGAACUUUAGAGCGGUCAACCUGGCGAUAUAUCAAGGUCAACCGCAAAAGAAAGGCAUUACCACAGUGGAGAUGGGUGCCUCUGCCAACCCUCUGCUCCAGGAGUCCGAGUCCAGGGAUCCUAUUCUGAUUGCGACAGCAGUGAACAAGCAGCGUUUUUACAUGUUCACUAAUGAUGAGGAUAUCUCUAAAUCGGUCAGAGAUGUCCAAAACGAGAAGCCUACCAUUCUUGGACAGAAGAAGGCUGCAGAGGCCAAAAAGGCCGAGACUGGAACCGGAGCAGUCAUCCACACGACUUACGGUGACAUCCACAUCCGCUUGUUCCCGGAUGCGGCUCCCAAGGCCGUUGAGAACUUCGUCACUCACUCGAAGAGAGGCUACUAUAACAACACAAUCUUCCAUCGUGUAAUUCGCAAGUUCAUGAUCCAGGGUGGAGAUCCCCUUGGAGACGGCACCGGCGGCGAAAGUAUAUGGGGCAAGGAAUUCGCGGAUGAAUUCAGCAGUCUGAAGCACGACAAGCCGUACACCGUCAGCAUGGCUAAUGCAGGUCCGAACACCAAUGGCAGCCAGUUCUUUAUCACUACGGAAAAGACGCCGUGGCUGGACGGAAAGCACACUAUUUUCGGGCGUGCUACUCAGGGGCUAGACAUCAUUCAUAAAAUCGAGAAUGUACGGACAUAUAAGGAGAAGCCAGAAGAAGACAUCAAAAUCCUCAAUAUCGACAUAGUGUAG
Messenger RNA from Colletotrichum spaethianum, 1863 nucleotides. RefSeq names its product peptidyl-prolyl cis-trans isomerase cyp15. Gene Ontology annotation, biological process: protein peptidyl-prolyl isomerization; protein folding. NCBI's taxonomy places the organism in Eukaryota, Fungi, Ascomycota, Sordariomycetes, Glomerellales, Glomerellaceae. The record is from RefSeq and is a predicted model, not a curated record. The transcript has 3 exons. Bases 1 to 1863 code for a protein of 620 amino acids. Gene Ontology annotation, molecular function: peptidyl-prolyl cis-trans isomerase activity; protein binding.